Leguminivora glycinivorella is the source of this 1429-nucleotide messenger RNA. RefSeq names its product major facilitator superfamily domain-containing protein 9-like. Bases 166 to 1401 code for a protein of 411 amino acids. Gene Ontology annotation, molecular function: transmembrane transporter activity. Gene Ontology annotation, biological process: transmembrane transport. Lineage: Eukaryota; Metazoa; Arthropoda; Insecta; Lepidoptera; Tortricidae. The transcript has 5 exons. The record is from RefSeq and is a predicted model, not a curated record.
AGUCUAGCUCGUGUGUCAUAAGGUGGUGAUUCGCCUGAAAAAUAUGAAGUGAGGAUACUGAGGAUGGGAUAAAUCACUAAAAUUAUUGUAAUACUAAAAAAAAUAUAUUUAUAAGACUUGAAAAUUAAAUUUAUCAUAUAUGUCUAUCCAAUAAUAAUUUAAACCAUGACUUUUUCAAUUUAUCUUCUUCAAUGUGUUGCGUUUGUGGAUCUCCUAGCAGUGAGCUUGAUAGUGCCACUGAUUGCCAGCCAUGUGAGGACCUUGGGUGCCGACCAUGUGUAUGUGGGGCUCAUGGGCUCCAUAUACUCUGGGUUUCAAUUGGCUUCAGGACCGCUUCUUGGCAGCCUAAGCGACCUUAAGGGGCGUAAAGUUAUACUAACUGUUACAUUAUUAAUAUGUGGUCUGGCCUAUGCCAUUAUGGGUAUUACUAGUUCACUAGUUGUUAUACUAAUUGUACGAGCUAUUUUAGGCCUAUUUAAGCAGACACAAGUAUUAGCAAAAGCAUUAGUACCAGACUAUGAGCGGAGUGAAAAGAAACAGUCAGAAAUAUAUGGCAAAAUGGCAGCCAUAUCAGGAGUUGGUAUGACUAUAGGCCCAAUAAUUGGAGGCCAUAUGGCGGAAGAUCACCCAGAAGAAGCAUUUAAAUUGAUUGCAACAUUAGUUGGGAUCUGUUUUAUUGCCAAUGCAGGUUUGGUGUGCUUAUUACCAAAAUCAAUAUCAGAUUCACAGAAGGCGAAAAAACCAGUACAGAAACAAGUUUCAUCAAAAGGCAUUGUACAUAUAAUAGUUAGUAGUUGUAAAGAGUCAGUUUUAGAGUUGUAUAAAAUAGAAUGGUCCAAGUACGGAACUAUAUUUUUUUUUAAAGGUUUGCUUGGUUUUGCUAUGUCAUUGUACUAUUCAAAUUAUGUUUUGUAUUUAAAAACAACUUAUGAAUUAACUCCAAGGUAUAUUGGGUAUAUUAUAUCAUUCCAGGGUAUAAUAGGUUCUAUUUGUAGUUUUUAUAUGGGAUAUAUAAAUAGCUUCUAUACAAAAGACAAAGAUUAUAGUGUUAGAAACUUCCAUGUAUUUUUGGUUUUAUCUUUGUCAAUAUUAGGAUUGAUUGUUUCAUUUAAUAUUUAUAUGUAUGCUUUCUUUUUGAUUCCUCUUGCAAUAGGUAAUGCUGUUGGUAGGUUAGUAACUUUGGAAAUGAUAUUAAAAAGAAGUCAUAAUACACACAGGGCUACAUUAAUUGGAGCUUCCAACAGUGUUCGGUCUAUAUCUGGUGUAGUUGCUCCAAUGGCAGCAGGUUUAAUAGGACAGUAUUACAGUGUACAACAUGUUGUUUAUGUAACAUUAUUUGUGACAUUUUUAGGUACUCUUGCAAGUUAUAGGCACAAAAACAAAAGAGUAAAACAAGACUGAAGUUUUAAUAAAUCAUUUGUUAUAUUUA